AUGUUGGCAGGGGAAAGAAGUGCAGCGAGCUGGCAGGGCAGAGAAAGGUGGCAAAACAAAGAGGAGCAGCAACUGGUGGGUGUGACAGAGACUUGUGAGAGUUCCCAGUCUCCCGGGGACACAAUAGAAGGGAAAAAAAAUCCUUUGUACUCCCACUACAAGGAGUCAAAAACAAAAGUGAAGUUUUGGAGCUAUUAUCUUUGUAUCAUUACUGUUCAAAUUAUAAUCAUGUUCACAGUAUUAUACAACAUUCAAGAACAUCAACCAAACAUCGGUCACAUGGAGGAUAGAGGUGAAAACCAAGCUCUUUCCUUAUCACAAGCCUGCAAUGCAGCCCUGGAGAAGAAGACAGUGCGUAUUUUGACAAAUGCAUUAUCCACAACAUUUGGACUAGAUCGUUGCCCUUCCUAUGUGGUGGAAAACCACUAUAUCACAAUUCCUCUGUCUGUGGAAGAAGCUGCAUUCCCUUUGGCAUAUGUAAUGACCAUUGGUCAUAAUUUUGACACAUUUGAAUGACUCUUUUGAGCUAUUUAUAUGCCUCAAAAUGUCUACUGUAUUCAUUUAGAUAAGAAGGCUACGUACAAAUUUAAACUUAAUGUGGGACAAUUAUUGGAGUGCUUCCCCAAUGCUUUUAUAGCCUCAAAGUCUGAGUAUAUCACUUAUGAGGGAAUAUCCAGACUCCAAGCUGAACUGAUCUGCAUGAGAGAACUUCUAGCUUCACAUGUACACUGGAGAUAUGUCAUUAACAUAUGUGGUUACAAUUUCCCCCUAAAAACCAACAAGGAGAUAGUUCAGUAUUUGAAAACAUUAAAUGGGAAAAACAUUACCCCCCACUUAGCAUCCAUUCAGAAAUCUGCUGAAAGGAUCAAAUAUGUCCAUGAAGAACAGAGAAUCAGAACAGACUCUUUAGUCCUACCGAAACGUAAAAAGAAGAACCCACCUCCAAAUCAGCUUAAAAUCCACUUUGGGUCAGCUUAUGUUGCUCUAACAAGGCAAUUUGUUCAUUUUGCUCUUUUUAAUAAAAUAGCAAUUGAGUUAUUCCAGUGGUCCCAAGAUACUUACAGUCCAGGUGAACAUUUCUGGAUUACUCUUAACAGUAUUCCAGAUGAGUAUGGUUUCCUUUCUUAUUUCUAUUUUGAUUGUUACUUUUUAGUUUUUAAUUGGGACAAUAUAUAA
Messenger RNA from Orycteropus afer afer, 1176 nucleotides. Its product is annotated as beta-1,3-galactosyl-O-glycosyl-glycoprotein beta-1,6-N-acetylglucosaminyltransferase 6-like. Gene Ontology annotation, biological process: transforming growth factor beta receptor signaling pathway. The record is from RefSeq and is a predicted model, not a curated record. Gene Ontology annotation, cellular component: membrane. Gene Ontology annotation, molecular function: acetylglucosaminyltransferase activity. NCBI's taxonomy places the organism in Eukaryota, Metazoa, Chordata, Mammalia, Tubulidentata, Orycteropodidae.